Adineta ricciae is the source of this 1416-nucleotide messenger RNA. Lineage: Eukaryota; Metazoa; Rotifera; Eurotatoria; Adinetida; Adinetidae. The record is from the annotation of a GenBank genome assembly.
AUGCACACAUUUUCAACAUUACCCGUCGAACUAGUUUAUCGAAUUAUGGAUCAUCAAAAUGGCCGGACGCUAUUUUGUUCAAUGCAAAAUAUCUGUCGACGGCUCAAUCAGAUCCUGAGUACUUACCAGCGAUAUCAAACACUCACCACACUUAACCUCAGUGGGAACCGAAUCGGUGCUGAAGGAGCACAACACAUUGCUUAUGCGCUGCGAAUGAAUACGACACUCACCACACUUAACCUCAGUGGGAACCGAAUCGGUGCUGAAGGAGCACAACACAUUGCGGAUGCGUUGCGAACGAAUACGACACUCACCACACUUAACCUCCAUCAGAACGGAAUCGGUGAUGAAGGAGCGCAACACCUUGCGGAUACGUUGCGAACGAAAACGAGACUGACCACACUUAACCUCAGUUGGAACGAAAUCGGUGAUGAAGGAGCGCAACACCUUGCGGAUACGUUGCGAACGAAUACGACACUCACCACAAUAGACCUCAGUGGGAACAGAAUCGGUGAUGAAGGAGCACAACACCUUGCGGAUGCGUUGCGAACGAAUACGGCCCUCACAAUACUAGACCUCAUUGAGAACGAAAUCGGUACUGAAGGAGCACAACACAUUUCGGAUGCGUUGCGAACGAACACCACACUCACCACACUUCACCUGGAUGAGAACAGAAUCGGUACUGAAGGAGCACAACACAUUGCGGAUGCGCUGCGAACCAAUACGACUCUCACCACACUUCACCUCUGGCGCAACCAAAUCGGUGAUGGAGGUGCACAACACAUUGCGGAUGCGUUGCGAACGAAUACGAGACUGACCACACUUAACCUCAGUGGGAACAGUAUCGGUGAUGGAGGUGCACAACACAUUGCGGAUGCGCUGCGAACGAAUACGACACUCUCCACACUUAACCUCAGUGGGAACAGUAUCGGUGAUGGAGGUGCACAACACCUUGCGGAUGCGUUGCGAACGAAUACGACACUCACCACACUUCACCUGGAUGAGAACAGAAUCGGUGCUGAAGGAGCACAACACAUUGCGGAUGCGUUGCGAACGAAUACGGCCCUCACAAUACUAGACCUCAUUGAGAACGAAAUCGGUACUGAAGGAGCACAACACAUUUCGGAUGCGUUGCGAACGAACACCACACUCACCACACUUCACCUGGAUGAGAACAGAAUCGGUACUGAAGGAGCACAACACCUUGCGGAUGCGCUGCGAACGAAUACAAGACUGACCACACUUAACCUCAGUUGGAACGAAAUCGGUGAUGAAGGAGCGCAACACCUUGCGGAUACGUUGCGAACGAAUACGACACUCACCACACUUAACCUCAAUCAAAACGGAAUCGGUGAUGAAAUAGCUGAACACAUUGCAGAUGCAUUGGAAAAGAAUAUAAGCGCCAAGAUGAUAUAG